UAAAGCUGUUUUAUAGUUAUCUAUUUAAUUAUUCAAGUGGUAUCGUAAUCCUGUUUUUAUUCACUGUAGACAUUGCGCUGGAACAACAUAUACUAAAGAAAAAAUUACCAGUGUACAGUUAUCUUUAGAUACUUCUUGAUUCGGUUUUUAUCUUUGCCUAUAUAAGUGAUGAUAGUGCGUGUUCUUUGAAGACGGCACAAAAUGUUGAUGCGGACUGUUUUGGUGGCUGUUUUGUGUGUUUGUGUGGGAGUAAGCACGAAAGAUCGGUCAUGUUACUGGAGGGCAGAAUGCCAAGAAACCUUAUUCGCGACGAGGACUCCUUAUGAUACUGUACGAGGAGAUAUACGGGACUGGCCCUUACUUGCGGGCUGCGAAGCAAUCAGCAUGUGGGCACUAGUUCGUCAUGGCAACCGGAACCCUGGUGAUAAAGAGACUAUCAACAUGCGAGAACUGCAGGCUCGUAUUAAAGAUGACAUCAUCGAGCACUUUGAUUACGAGAUGGGAUCCAGCCAAUUAUGUGCACAGGAUAUUGAAAACUUUCGCAAAUGGAAUUGGAACACAACAAUGGACACAUCACCGAGCUAUCUCACUGGAAUAGGAUAUCAGGAAAUAUACGCUCUGGGUUCUCGGAUACGGCAGAAGUAUCCGCAACUUUUAGAAUCACAACUUGGUGUGUACGUGCGACCCACAUAUAAACAGCGAACUGUCACCAGUGCCAUGGCUUUUCUUCAGGCCUUUAAUGAGGGCAACGAAUUAAACCUGACGGCUGACGAGUUUAGACAACAGGAUGACGUAUUAAGACCUUACGACAACUGUCCGCUAUAUAAAGACGAAGUGAAGAAUGGACAGCUCCUCAAUGACCAGCUUGAAGCAUUCUUUAAAACAACUGAAUAUUUACAAGUACAGAAAAGUGCCACAGAUCGUUUGGGGCUUUCGCAGACGUUAUCUGUAGAAGAAAUUUUUACAUUGUACGAACUCUGCCGUUUCCAUCGUACAUGGUCUACACAACAUAAGAGCCCUUGGUGUGCUGCGUUUUCCUCUAGUGAUCUUUUAGUUCUGGAAUAUAGAGAUGACGUUCGUCACUACUACAAGAAUGCCUAUGGCUCCCCGAUCAACGCAAAGCUUGGCUAUCCAGUACUGAAGAAUCUAUACGAAAGCUUAGAAUUAGCCAAGCAAGGACAGGGCAAAAGUAUCGUAACAUACUUUGCCCAUGAUACUCUACUGGGUAUGGUCUACAGUGCCCUCGGGCUAUAUAAAGAUGGCGAAACUAUUACAGCGCAAUAUAGAAAUCCCAACAGGAAUUGGAGGACCUCUCACCUCGCUCCAUUCUCCGCUAAUAUUAUGGCUUACUUAAAUAGAUGUAACGAUGGCUCCUACAAAGUACAAAUAUUUAACAACGAGAAGCCGACACUUCUAUGCCCUCUGGAAGGUUGCACCUGGGACCAGUUUGCCUCCAUAUUCCAGCCCUUCACUGACGCCAACCUGGACUUUUGCAAACUAAAAGGAAUGCCGAAAGUCCCUGGAAGUGCUGCGGACUUUAGGUCGCUAACUGGUUUACUCUCUUUAACGCUCUCCAUUAUGAUCCUUUGAAUAUGAUAAUGGCAGAAACUUUUUUUUUGAAUAUUAUAAUAAGUCCCCAAUUCCUUAUAAUAUUUAUUUUAUUGUAUAUUUGUACUUUUUAUUACAAAAAUGUGUAUGUAUGGCGUGUUUGUAAGGUAUCGUAGCUUUAAGAUAUAAUUUAAUAAUAACAAAUUCUUGUGUUCAAA
This is a messenger RNA of Pieris brassicae (large cabbage white), 1766 nucleotides long. Its product is annotated as multiple inositol polyphosphate phosphatase 1-like. The record is from RefSeq and is a predicted model, not a curated record. NCBI's taxonomy places the organism in Eukaryota, Metazoa, Arthropoda, Insecta, Lepidoptera, Pieridae. Gene Ontology annotation, molecular function: inositol phosphate phosphatase activity; acid phosphatase activity. Bases 202 to 1590 code for a protein of 462 amino acids. The transcript is spliced from 7 exons.